Besnoitia besnoiti is the source of this 909-nucleotide messenger RNA. RefSeq lists its product as uncharacterized. Lineage: Eukaryota; Apicomplexa; Conoidasida; Eucoccidiorida; Sarcocystidae. The record is from RefSeq and is a predicted model, not a curated record. The transcript is spliced from 3 exons. Bases 1 to 909 code for a protein of 302 amino acids.
AUGAGCAUCCUCCCCGCAUCGAAGCGAGCGCGGCAGGCCCGCUGGGUUGGAUGUCGCGCGGCACCAGGGGAAAGGCGAGGCGUCACCGCGCGUCUGGACCGCGCCCUAACUUCGGGCAUCAGUUUGCUGUCUGGGGGCUUGGGCGCGUUCGCCGAUGGUGUGGCGGAGGGCCUCGCGGGCCUCAUGGACGACGAGGACGGCGAGCCCGUCGCGGCCGCCCCUGGGCUGCCUCUCUCUCGCUGCGCCUCCGUUUCGCCUCCGCCUCCGCCGCCCUCCUCCGAGCCCCUUGCUUCGCCUCCUCCGCCGGUGGCUGCUGCCUCGUCUUUUCUGCAGGCCUUGUCUGGCGCCGCCUCGGGGGCGCCGCUGCUGGCGUCUGCCUCGGUCGCGGCUCCUCCUGUCUCGGCGUCCGCCGGAGGGGAUGGGGGCGCUAAAGACGACGUCUUUCUCUCGUACGCGAAGCUAAGUGAGGGGUUUGCGGCGGACGAUCGGCGGAGCAAGAUGCGGAGUGUGACGGUUGUCGACGGGCCUGCCUCUGCUGCGCCGACUGAGCAGACUGGGGAGGUCUCGGUGACGCGGUCUGUGGCAGCCCAAGAGCCGCAAGGAGGAGAGAGAAGGAGAUCUUUAUCAAUGGAGGGCGAGAACGGGGCCUCGGCGACGGCGUCGACGGGACAGGCCGGCACAGACUCGCGCGCGCACACUGCGCACCGCGAAACCCUUCUGCCGUGGGAAGCGGAAGGGGCGAUUGGAGGAGGAGGACGAGGCAAGGAGGGUCUGGACGUCAGGUACGAGGGCGCCGCCCAGCUCACAAGCCAGACGGAAUCGUGGAAAACAGAACACAGCGUCGAUGCCAUGCGACUGACAAGCUGGAGGGGCUUUGUUGGAGACGAAAUCCAGCAAAACCUGAGGUGA